CAAAGUUGUUUUAAUAAUCCUUUGGACUGGAUGUUGACAUUUCGCGCCGAUCAAUCUUGGAAACGGGUGAUAUCCGGCGUAUAGAGUGGCCAUAGUUUGUUGCGUGUCGUGUUGGUAUACUCUAGUUAGACAGCUACACUAUUGUUCGGAAAUAUGGCAUGUGCUACGCUUAAAAGAAGCCACAACAUUGACAUCAUGGAAGCCACUUGUUCCAAAAGAAGACGGUACCAAACUUUAACUCGAAAUUGCAACACGGAAGCGGCAGCAUCGGAGUCUCCGUUCAUACCAAAGGAGUUAUCAACCCAAAUCCAGUUAAAACGACGAAUCAAGGAAGAAAUUAAACGUUUACAGCGACGCCGUUUAAUACCCCGAUUUCUCGGAGGUCCCACUCCAGCGGUCACUACAACAUUUGCCGGACAUGGAAAGGAUGAGAAUGUGGCAGUUGCUUCAUGCAGUGGCAGUUUUCGAUCCAUGGCUUUGCGGUCACCUACUUCAGAUAGCCAAGACUCGGACAGCGAUCAAUCUCCUCUGCGUACUAGUGAACCGAUAUUCCAAACACUUGAGAAUAUCUCAGUUGGCUCCUCAAAAAUAUCUUCAAAACCUAAAAGUUCUAUCGAUUCACUGCCGAUUUUCACCCUGCCUCAAGUCACAGCUCUUUGUGAACGCUUGAUCAAAGAACGAGAAGCCGAGUUACGAGAGGAAUACGACAGUAUAUUAUCUUGUAAAUUAGCAGAGCAGUAUGAAGCAUUUCUAAAAUUCAAUCACGAUCAACUCUACAGUCGAUUUCAGAACUCCCCAAUGAGUUAUGUAUCUUGAAAGGUGUUGUGCAAGCCGUACAAAAGAAUCUUCCAUCCUCGAAAUUAUCUAUUGCCUUCCAUCUGGUAUCACUAUAUUACUGUUUGGGCUGCUUGAGCUGUUUUAAAAAUGAAUUUUAAUCGUGUUCGUGUUUCCCACGUGCAACCUCAACUGCCUUUUCCCGUUCUCUCAGCGUAUACCAAUCACCUUAUUUCUUGUGUUUCAAAAAUUUAUCGCGUUAGUAGCCGUAUAACUGAUGCGCGCCAUACGUUGCAUGUAUUAAGGAUCGUGAGACUAAUGCUCAACUAGUUAAACAAAAACAUUUAAUGCUCAUUCUUUCUGUUCCUCAAAGGUUCAAUAUAUUGUACUUUUAUUUUCUGUAUCUCUUUCCAUAUAUUCUCUGUGAUGAACGGUUUCAAAGGCUUGUCUAUAUCCUUAUAAACCUCAUGCCUUUUAAAUUGAUUAAGCCUGAUAAAUAAAUGUGAUCGUUUU
Molecule: messenger RNA, 1287 nt
Organism: Schistosoma turkestanicum
Lineage: Eukaryota; Metazoa; Platyhelminthes; Trematoda; Strigeidida; Schistosomatidae
Source: the annotation of a GenBank genome assembly